AUGAAGUAUGGCGCAGCUCUCCGCCAGGAUUCCAUNCCCGCAUGGGCGCAUCGUAAGAACCUCUCGCUCAAUUGCACCUCGACCUCACUGACCAGCCAGACNAACGUCGACUACGAUGACGUGAAGCACUACAUCAAGGAGAACACAACCGCUGGGAACGGCAACAGCAUUUCCAUACCCGGAGCCGGCGAUGUCAGGGGGAAAGAGCUCGAGGACAACCUCUACGGCAUCCUGCAGCAACAGCAUCAGAGAAUCACCUUGUUUGUGAGGAGCAAGACGGGCGAGAUUGAGAGGCGGUUGGACCACCUUCGCAAGCAGACCGCAUUGCUCACGUCAAAACCCGCCGUCAACGGUCGCAUCCCUGCGAGGCGUCUCGAAAAAUAUGGCCGUCUCGAGGCCGAUAUCCUCAAGUGA
Molecule: messenger RNA, 414 nt
Organism: Aureobasidium vineae
Lineage: Eukaryota; Fungi; Ascomycota; Dothideomycetes; Dothideales; Saccotheciaceae
Source: the annotation of a GenBank genome assembly